Pocillopora meandrina is the source of this 2753-nucleotide messenger RNA. Lineage: Eukaryota; Metazoa; Cnidaria; Anthozoa; Scleractinia; Pocilloporidae. The record is from the annotation of a GenBank genome assembly.
AUGGCGUAUAUGACACAAAGGACAUCCAUAAUUGUCUACCUUGUCUUUCAUUUGAUCAGUAGUCUUGUGAUUUGCACCAGAGCAGACCUAAUAAGUGAGUGCACCGACACCACUAUUUGUAUUGGAACCUAUGCUGACAUCUACAAAUCCUUAGCAUCAGAUGUGAACAGUUUUAACAUCGAAUCCGCCUUAUAUCCGGCAAAUGAGCCUUCCUCAGUUCUAGUCUUCGUCAAUAUAUAUGGUCAGAAUGGACCAGAUAAAGCAGGCAACGAUUCCAUACCUGCUGUAAUGAAAUACACAUGGAGUUUAAGAAGCCUUUAUGCUGCUUUUCCCGCUGUUUUCCUGGAGAUCUCAUCCCUUUUCUCGAUACUGGUGACUCCACGCACGCAAGAACUAAACAUCACGAUUCCAUACUUUUGCUGCAAUGUUUCUGUAAAAGACAGGAAAAGAAUGAUUAAAACUAUACUGGCUGCCGUAAGUAUUUCAAAUAGCUAUUUUUUAUUAGCACACAAAGCCCCAUUCGCGAAUUCAAGAUGUUAGCGCAAUGCUCAACCAGUUUGCUUAGAAAUUCCGAAAAGUUUCUGAUGAGUCUUUUAGCUGAGACGAAACGCAGCAUGUUAUUAACCACGAAAUAUUUUUUCACAAGUAUUUAACAAUUUCUAUCGUAGAAAUAAUUAAAAAUGUCCGUAAUACAAAAUUUCAAUCUCACUUUACCUAAACCGUCACGUUCACAUUUUUCUUUUCUACAAAAAUAUUUUGGACUCAUCCUCACUGAUACAUUUUGAGUGGUUUGUGUAUCAAUAUGCUGUUGCGGCUGCUCGACGCCCAGCCGUCGCCUGGGUCCUCAUACGGAACAUUUAAGUUUUUCGUGCAUGCCCGGUGGCGGCAUCCUCGAACGGUGCCACGAGGCCACCGAGUUAACACCUUUUUAUCUCGUUCGGUUUUUCGAUUUUUGGUCUUAAUGUUAGACAAUGUAAAAUUUUGUGCGAGUUUUCUCAAAGCCCUCGUGAAGGAUUUUGGAUUAAAUUUUGAUAUUUCAAAUGGUUAGUCACCGUUCGCGGCAACAAUUCUUUCCUGAGUAGUUUGAAAAUGAGAAGUUUAUACCCUCCGUAACAAAAAGGUAUCUCUUUACAUCCCUAGCUCUACGAGGGCCAUUUCUGUACAAAGGCCACUGUACCCUGUGUGGAGAGGGUUCAGUUAUAUUAAGUCGCCUCAAACUCAGUAAAAUGUUACAAACUAGCUUAGUUUUUGUGCUUUUCAGUUGUCUGUGUUCACUUAGUGUUUCAGAUAUCGGGCCUUGGCGGUCAGAAAACUUGAUCUUGGAAACCAAUUUUUGUCUUUUUUUGUUAGUUUUGUCUUUGUCUUAUGCCAUUCAUUUAGCAAUGGUUACGGCGUAGCUGUCAGUCAGGGUGCAAGAAUUGUAAAGUUAUGUUAGGCUUGUAAGAUUCCAUCUAUCUCCGGCCUCGUUACUAUGCCCUCUUAACACAAAAUUUGUUUUUAAGAGGGCAUAGUAACGAGGUUGGCAACCCGAUUGGUUCUUAGGGUAAGCAAAAUUUUCUCCUUUCUCUGCCCACAGGUAGUGCUAACACUUCGUUAAAUUCUCUUGUUAUAUUUUCGUGAAUUAAUAAGCAAGCAAUCGUCAUUCUUUUGACGUUUUAAAAAACAUUUAACCCUCGGCAUUUCACCGCGUCGGAUUGCCAAAGGACUCCUGUUUACGCGUCCCAUCAAAUCCCAUCAAAUUUCCAUAAAGGAAAACCUUCGUCGACCCUUGUGGAAAUGCCUAUUUUUCAACUUCUUGGAUCAGUUGGUGCGAGUUAUUUAAUUGGCUAAUGAUAUACAACACCGAUGACGUCAGGAGCAAGCCUCUCGUCAACCUAUCAGACGGGAAGAGGAAGAACAUGCCAGGGGACAUAUAUAUAUAAAUAUAUCACAACAUAUACAUAUAACAUUUCUGUUAUUGGCAAAUCAAUGAGUGGUUUAUAACGUCUAAUUUACUGACUGCCAAAGGCCUUUUAAAUCGAAAAUGAUGACUUCCGCUUAGGUUGUCGAAACCUCCGUCAGUGAUCACUACCUCCAGAACUGCUUAAAUAAAAUACUCCUGCUAUCACCGGAAACGGUUUUUCACUGUUACAUGCUCCACUAUUAUAAUCUCGUCUGAUGUAUAAUUUUUUUUUCAGCUUCAAGACCUUGCUGUAACUCCUGGUUUGCGAGAUCCACGCUUGAAUUUUGCAGAAUCUGUCAUAGAAGGGCACAUCCCAGACAUGAAGACUACUGAUCGUUCUUAUUUAAGGGUAGUUUUGUGGUUUUCUUUCCUGUGUCCCAUGUUUUUUGGUCCAUUUUUAUAUUUUUGGGUCUUACAAUACUUAAAAGAUGACACUCAAUGCACAUCACUCUCCGCGGGUGACGAUGGAAACCGUAGUAGGGUGGAUUAUAUUUGUCGUAGAAACGAAGAACCAUUGAUAUGUUCAGUAACUCUAUUUUGUUGUUUCCCGUUGCUGAUAGAGGUCAUGUUUGCUUUAGCUAGAGUGUGGACAUCCACCGAAAUUUCAAAAAGAGGAAAUAUGUCGCGAGACUUUAUUGUACUCCUUGCACAUAUACCAGAAUGGUUAGUGAUGUGCUGUUGUAACUGCCUUUGUUGUGAAGAUUUGGAUAUUAGUUCAUUUUUCAGCAGAUUAUUGCUGAUUAUGUGCACGAGCUUGGUUAGUUACCAUUUGGGCUGGGUUGCGGUGGGUAUCAUGGUUAAUCCAGCUUGA